Molecule: messenger RNA, 2055 nt
Organism: Prosopis cineraria
Lineage: Eukaryota; Viridiplantae; Streptophyta; Magnoliopsida; Fabales; Fabaceae
Product: prolycopene isomerase, chloroplastic
Exons: 9
Coding region: 49-1815 (588 amino acids)
Biological process (GO): carotenoid metabolic process
Molecular function (GO): oxidoreductase activity
Source: RefSeq, a predicted model, not a curated record
UCAAUCUCACCACAAGAGUAAGGGGCCCCAAUCUCUGUCUUCAGUGUCAUGGCGUUUCAAUUUUGUUCUGCCAUGGCAGUUGGUGUCUUCCCCAACUUCGUCAAAUUUCUGAAUCCUCAGAGUCCCGCAUUGAGGUUCUCAUCGAAUAGGAAAUCUGUUUUGGCGCGAAGCUCCAACACCCAGGAGCUCUCUUCCGGUGCUUCUCUCUCCCUCAAAGAAAAUAACUCCUUCUCAGGGAAGCCCGAAGCUGAUGUUGUUGUCAUUGGCAGUGGUAUAGGUGGACUCAGCUGUGCAUCACUUUUGGCUAGAUACGGACAAGAUGUGCUGGUGCUAGAAAGCCAUGACCUACCUGGUGGUGCUGCCCAUUCUUUCGAUAUCAAAGGGUAUAAGUUUGAUUCUGGGCCAUCUCUAUUCUCUGGGUUGCAAUCAAGGGGUCCUCAGGCGAAUCCUCUUGCUCAGGUUCUGGAUGCAUUGGGUGAGUCUCUUCCAUGUGCCACUUAUGAUUCAUGGAUGGUUUACAUCCCUGAAGGUGAAUUCCUGUCACGCAUAGGACCUACAGAAUUUUUCAAGGACCUUGAGAGGUAUGCAAGUCCCAAUGCUGUGAAAGAAUGGAAGAAACUUCUUGAUGCUAUACUUCCAUUGUCUGCAGCUGCAAUGGCUCUUCCUCCUCUAUCUAUUCGAGGAGAUUUGGGUGUUCUUUCCACUGCAGGAGCUAGAUAUGCUCCUUCUCUCUUAAAAUCUAUUAUUCAGAUGGGACCUCAAGGUGCUAUUGGUGCAAUGAAACUUCUUAGACCAUUCUCAGAAAUAAUUGAUUCAUUAGAGCUGAAAGACACUUUCAUAAGGAACUGGGUUGAUCUCUUGUCAUUCUUGCUAGCUGGGGUGAAAUCUAAUGGUAUACUCUCAGCAGAGAUGAUUUACAUGUUCGCAGAAUGGUACAAACCAGGAUGUUGUCUUGAAUAUCCAAUUGAUGGAAGUGCUGCUAUUGUAGAUGCCCUUGUACGAGGACUUAAGAAGUUUGGUGGAAGGCUUUCUCUUGAAAGUCAUGUGGAAAAUAUUGUAGUUGAGAAGGACAGAGCCAUUGGAGUCAAGCUGAGAAGUGGUCAGUUCAUACGUGCUAGAAAGGCUGUGGUCAGCAAUGCAUCAAUGUGGGACACUUUAAAAUUGCUGCCUAAGGAAGUUGUUCCUAAGUCAUACUCUGACAGGAUUAACUCAACUCCUCAAUGUGAAUCAUUCAUGCAUCUCCAUUUAGGAUUUGAUGCCGAGGGUAUACGUAAGGAUCUGGGAAUUCAUCACAUAGUUGUAAAUGAAUGGGAAAGAGGAGUUGAUGCUGAUCAGAAUGUUGUGUUGAUCUCGGUACCUAGUGUGCUGAGUCCUAAUCUGGCGCCACCAGGGAAACAUGUAUUGCAUGCUUAUAUGCCUGGAACUGAACCGUUUGCUUUGUGGGAAGGGCUUGAUCGCAGGAGUGCUGAAUACAGAGAUCUCAAAGCUGCAAGGUCAGAGGUAAUGUGGAGAGCUGUGGAACGCGCUCUUGGUCCGGGUUUUAGGCGGGACAAGUGUGAAGUAAAGUUGGUGGGAAGUCCUCUAACACAUCGAAGGUUUCUUAGGAGGAACAGAGGGACAUAUGGACCAGCUAUAGAAGCUGGUAAAGGUACCUUUCCUGGACAUUCAACCCCUAUACCACAGCUUUAUUGUUGUGGAGACUCCACCUUUCCUGGCAUUGGAGUCCCGGCAGUUGCUGCUAGUGGUGCCAUUGUCGCAAAUUCGUUGGUCUCGGUGUCUCAACAUUCAGAGUUGCUUGAUGCAAUUGGAAUAUGAAAUCAUCUUUGAGCAAAGUUUCAACUCCUUAAGCAUUACUUCAUCUCAAAAUGUUGUAUAGGCCAGCAAUCAUUUGCUCUUACAAUCUAUCAAUGAAGUUUUUUUAUUGUGCCAUCAUUUUCCCUUCUUUUUUCACAUGUUGUACUAUUGAUGUAUUUAUGUACACCCUAUGGGUGCUGCUGUACAUUCCUAAUUGGCUAAGCUGUCUAUAGGAAAGGCCAAAAAGAAAGUUGUUCUCGA